Molecule: messenger RNA, 1383 nt
Organism: Suillus paluster
Lineage: Eukaryota; Fungi; Basidiomycota; Agaricomycetes; Boletales; Suillaceae
Product: cytochrome P450
Exons: 11
Coding region: 1-1383 (460 amino acids)
Molecular function (GO): monooxygenase activity; iron ion binding; oxidoreductase activity, acting on paired donors, with incorporation or reduction of molecular oxygen
Source: RefSeq, a predicted model, not a curated record
AUGUUCGACCAGCCCGAGUCGUUCUCGUUUUCAUCUACCCGGAUUCUCGCAGGAGUAGCAAUUGUUGUCGUACUCGGAGAGUACUGCAGAGGAAGACUUUUCGCCAAGGAUGCACUCCCACUCCCCCCGGGGCCUCCACCGAGCUGGUUUUGGAAUAGUGCUAUGCCAUCGAACAACGUUGCCUUGACAGUUACCCAAUGGAUGCAAGAAUAUGGUCCAGUCGUCUCUGUACGUCAGGGAAAUCAAGUCUCGGUCAUCAUUGGAAGUGUAGAGGCUGCCAACGAUAUCAUGGAGAAAGAAGGGAGCGCUCUCGUCGAUCGCCCGCAUGCCAUAGCUGCUGACGAAAUGUUAUCCCAAAAUAUGCGCCUCGUUCUUAUUGGUGUCGGGUCACGGUUUCGUCGGUUCCGCAAAGCGGCGGGUCUACAAUUACAACCAAAGGCAGUGGAAGCGUACCGAGACAUACAAGUAGAGGACGCGAAACGGCUCAUGCAUGAUAUUUUAAGGGCGCCAGAUGAACACCAGGAACAUGCGAAACGAUUUGCACAUUCGGUCAUCCUGCGCAUCACCUAUGGGAAGUCAACGCCGACCGCGAACACAGAUCCUGAGGUGAUAGGGAUGAACCUCGUGCUCGAACGUUUUGGACUUGUUAUGCAACCCGGUGCUUUUUUGGUUGAUCGCAUUCCCAUUCUGCGGUACGUGCCUUGGUACGGACGUCAGUUGAAGACCUGGUUUCGUGAGGAGCAUGAACUAGGACUAGGGCAGAUGGAGCGGGUAAAAAAUGAAAUAGCAAGUGGUAUCGCUGGUCCGUCUUUCAUGCGAACACUUCUCGAGCAACAUCAGCAUCAGCUAUCGAAAGAUGAAAUGUCUUUCUUGGGAGGGACCAUUUUUGGCGCGGCUGCUGACAACCAACUAGAUGCAGUCGUAGGUAGGGAACGGGCCCCAUCUUUCAAAGAUAUCCAACAUCUUACUCAGCUGCAAGCAUUUAUGCAUGAAACGUUACGGCUGGAGGCCCGUCGUCCCGCUCGGGAUAUAAUAUGGAGAGGGUUCCGGAUUCCUGCCGGCGCAACUGUCUACGGCUGCCACUGCUGCCUUUUCCUGACCCCGAAAAAUUUGAUCCCCAGAGAUGGAUUGACCUGCUGCGGUCACAUUCGCCCCGAUCUCAAGUCUUUCCCAUUUGGCUUUGGCAGGCGGUCACGAACUGACUCUAUGUUGAUCACGCUUGCACAUUUGUUCUGGACUUUUCGAAUCUCAGAACCCAAGGAUGCGCCCAUAGAUAGGUGGGCGUUCGAAGACAAUGUAAUUGCACACCCCAAGCCAUUUUCGGUCAAAUUUUCCCCCAGGUUUGAUGUGGGGUAUUUGGAAGAAGUAAUGGGGCAAUCCUAG